AUGCUGAGGUCUUUUCUUCCCGCCUCGUGGACAAACAAUGCUGUCUUUCCAGGAGACUUGUCUUAUGAUGAAUUGGCUACACCUUGCAAAAAACGUCUGAGUUAUAUCCGAGCUUCCAUCGUCUUCCCCAACAGCACUCAAGGUGUCUUGUGGUCCGUUAUAGCAGCUUUCCAAGAAAAGCUUCAAGUCUCAGCUCGCUUCGGUGGACAUUCGUACGCCGCUUCUGGUUCAGGAGGAGCAAAAGGCACCUUGGUUGUCGAUCUCUCGAGACUCAAGACGAUAUUUGUCAAUCAAUCCACAUGUCAAGCCGUUAUCGGCACCGGAAACAGAUUAGGUGAUAUUGCUGUCGAAUUAUACUUCCAAGGUAGGCGCGCACUUCCUCGUGGUACACAUCCGUACAUGGGUAUUAGGGGGCACCCGCACACGGCAUUUGGGGGCUCGAGCUCUCUAGAUCUAGCGCUAUAG
This is a messenger RNA of Melampsora larici-populina 98AG31, 465 nucleotides long. RefSeq lists its product as uncharacterized. Lineage: Eukaryota; Fungi; Basidiomycota; Pucciniomycetes; Pucciniales; Melampsoraceae. The transcript has 4 exons. Bases 1 to 465 code for a protein of 154 amino acids. The record is from RefSeq and is a predicted model, not a curated record. Gene Ontology annotation, molecular function: flavin adenine dinucleotide binding.